CCGACAAAUUCAGGUUAAAAUUGCAAAGCAGUGAGUAGAGCUGAGUAUUUGUUUUUUUUCCUAAAUCAUUACUUUUUGCCUAAAUGUUGCGCUUUUUUUUUUAUAUUCAUUGCAAUUUGCUGAUUUAGGGAAGAAACUCUUUGGAGAAGACGGCGAACAAGUCAGAACAGGAUGAGUCAUGGAGAGUUGCUUAGAAAAGAGGGGCUUUCUCGAAAAAGAGGAACACCCCAGUUAUGCAAUCCCGGCUUACAGACACCACUUAAAUUGUAGAAAUGGCUACAAUGAGUGAGGAGCAUGAGGGAAGGAAAGAACACCUAGAUCAGGUAUUCAUACGAUACUGUGAGGUCAUCCCUAUCACAUGACACCACUCCCUGUUUUGAUGUUUGCAUACAACUGCUUCUAUUUCCUAUUUGGUGGCAGGCAAUGCAACCCAUAUAGCAGGUCAGACAGCUCAGUACGAACCAGGUGUUUUAUCCUCAUUUCUGCCUCUUCCUACUACAGACAGGGUAGGUGAGCAUCCAACUCAGGUAAGUCCUAUCAGCUGGCAUGCUAUUGAUAUUUUCAAUUUUUUUUCAGUGUUAAUAAUAUUGGUUUUCCACCAGGAAAUUACACAUUUUUGCCACAAUAGCUGAUCUGGAAACAACUGACUUGAUAUUUUUCAUUCCAGAUAUUUUGACUUUAGAUUAAAUUACUGGAUUUAUUCCUUAUAAUUCACAGUUCAGUGAAUAAUCCUGAUACGAUAUGAUGAUCUGGGAAAGAAAACCAGCCAUGCUUUUAUCACACACUCUGUAUUAUUGUGUUCAAAAGGGGAUUUUUCAGAAACUGAGAAUAGGGGAGAACUUAACAUUUUAGCAAACUAGCGAAUUUGUUUCAGUUUGGUUGUUUUGGGUAAAAAUACCCUAUCCCCUUGCCAAGUCCCAGUAACUGGGUUUGUCAAUAGAUCCCAAAACAUUUGUGCCAGUCUGUAAGUUGGCAUGGCGGUCAUGUGAGGGUUAGAUCUAAUUACACAAUAGAUAUAUGACGGACACUUCCUGUUAUGUACAAACCUGAUUUAAUAGAAACUGUGAUUAAAACAAACACCUAGGAACGAGAUUGUGGCUGUAAACCAAUCACAUGGGAAUUAUGUAUAUCAUUUCUUAGACAAUGACUCAUGGUUUUAUUUACUAAAUAGAGUUUAAAAAAAAUUGUAGUCCAUUUAAAACAUAAUUUUAAAAUGUAGGCCAGCAUGGCUGAUUUGGAAAAAAAUCUCAACUAUAGUCAUCACUUGUGUAUUUUACGCUGAGUUUUCAAUUCUGCUUUCAGUUCACCACAAUUCACUGGUUAAUCAAUAGAGCUGGCAGUGUUCAGUUCCCUGGAAUACAGUAGAUUGAGGAACAUAGUCCCUCUCUAGCAUCAAAUGGGUUAAAUACUAAGACACAGAGGGAAAAGUUAACACUGUAAAGUUACUGUGAUUUGUCUGUCCAGUCUAUAUCUUUCUCAUGCCUAUAGGCACACAUUGUAUAACUUGCUCUAUACUGCCUAUAGGCACACAUUGUAUAACUUGAUCUAUACUACCUAUAGACACACACUGUAUAGCUUGCUCUAUACUGCCUAUAGGCACACACUGUAUAGCUUGCUCUAUACUGCCUAUAGGCACACACUGUAUAACUUGCUCUAUACUGCCUAUAGGCACACACUGUAUAGCUUGCUCUAUACUGCCUAUAGUCACACAUUGUAUAACUUGCUCUAUACGGCCUAUAGGCACACAUUGUAUAACUUGCUCUAUACUGCCUAUAGGCACACACUGUAUAGCUUGCUCUAUACUGCCUAUAGGCACACACUGUAUAACUUGCUCUAUACUGCCUAUAGGCACACACUGUAUAGCUUGCUCUAUACUGCCUAUAGUCACACAUUGUAUAACUUGCUCUAUACGGCCUAUAGGCACACAUUGUAUAACUUGCUCUAUACUGCCUAUAGGCACACACUGUAUAGCUUGCUCUAUACUGCCUAUAGGCACACAUUGUAUAACUUGCUCUAUACUGCCUAUAGGCACACACUGUAUAGCUUGCUCUAUACUGCCUAUAGGCACACACUGUAUAGCUUGCUCUAUACUGCCUAUAGACAUACACUGUAUAGCUUGCUCUAUACUGCCUAUAAGCAUACACUGUAUAGCUUGCUCUAUACUGCCUAUAGGCACACACCAUAUAGCUUGCUCUAUACUGCCUAUAGGCACACACCAUAUAGCUUGCUCUAUACUGCCUAUAGGCACACACUGUAUAGCUUGCUCUAUAUGGCCUAUAGGCACACACUGUAUAGCUUGCUCUAUAUGGCCUAUAGACACACACUGUAUAGCUUGCUCUAUACUUCCUAUAUACACACACUGUAUAGCUUGCUCUAUACUGCCUAUAGGCACACACUGUAUAGCUUGCUCUAUGCUGCCUAUAGGCACACACCAUAUAGCUUGCUCUAUACUGCCUAUAGGCACACACCCUAUAACUUGCUCUAUACUGCCUAUAGGCACACACCGUAUAGCUUGCUCUAUACUGCCUAUAUACACACACUGUAUAGCUUGCUCUAUACUGCCUAUAGGCACAUACUGUAUAGCUUGCUCUAUACUGCCUAUAGGCACACACCAUAUAGCUUGCUCUAUACUGCCUAUAGGCACACACCGUGUAGCUUGCUCUAUACUGCCUAUAGGCACACACCAUAUAGCUUGCUCUAUACUGCCUAUAGGCACACACCAUAUAGCUUGCUCUAUACUGCCUAUAGGCACACACCGUAUAGCUUGCUCUAUACUGCCUAUAGGCACACACCAUAUAGCUUGCUCUAUACUGCCUAUAGGCACACACCGUAUAGCUUGCUCUAUACUGCCUAUAGGCACACACCGUAUAGCUUGCUCUAUACUGCCUAUAGGCACACACCAUAUAGCUUGCUCUAUACUGCCUAUAGGCACACACUGUAUAGUUUGCUCUAUACUGCCUAUAGGCACACACUGUAUAGCUUGCUCUAUACUGCCUAUUGGCACAAACUGUAUAGUUAAUAUCUUUCUCUAUUCUACCCACAGGCUCACACUGUAUAGCUUAUAUCUUGUCCUGUACAGAUUGUAGGCACACAGUGAAUAGAUUGCUCCCUAUCUGAGGUUCUCUCUGCAGUCAUUAAUGUAAACAUUAAUUGCAUAGAACUUUCCGUCUUGUCAGCUGAUCCGACUUUUGGCUUGGAAGUCAAAGACCAGUCUUUCCAGUUCCAAGUGUCCGCCUUUUUCCCCUAGUGAGCCGUGAGGACUGUACAGAGACUUCUGGUAGUAAUAAUAAACAAACCUACCCAUCAGCAUUCUUAUAUGGCAGACUAACAUUUUAGCUGUGCAUCACCCACAAUGGACAUAUCUAACCAAUUAUCUAAGAUAAAUAUGGGGAAAUAUGUGAUAGAGCAAAGAAAAGUUGAGUAACAUAAACUAGGAAAUGUACAAUAAAAACAAAACAAAUACCAAUAAUGAAUAAUACAGUGGUUGUUAAACGGGCUCUUUAAUCGCCUUCAGCUCAGCUCAGCGCAGUGGUUAUAGUGCUAUAAGUCACCUUUUCUGUUAUGUAAUUUUGGAACAAUAGAAUAAAAAAUGGGGCUGUCCCCAGCAGCCAUAAUCCGUACCCUCUGAAGAAUCGAUACAAAUCUGACCUACCUUGGACAAAGAUGAUUGAGAUCACAGACCUUAGAAUUUUGUUUCCUCAAAAAGAGAAUUAUAGGAAAGUUAUGUUCAAUCGUUUUCCCAUGAUCCAAAUAAAAGCUUAUUCUCUGUUAUCAAAGAAAAUGUUGCACUAAAACUGCCAGCCAUCAAAUCCCAAGGAAGUUGUGUAGUGAGAAUGGAAUGUGCAUUUUAUUUCUCAGUGGAGCGAAUGUGUUCUACUAUUGUCAACUUUUAUGUGUAAUGUAUGAAGAGGACAUCUCCUAUGGAAUGGUAUUAAGGUUCUAUUAACCUUUCAGAAAUGAAUUGAGAGAGAGUGCUCGAAUUUGAGUUACCUGGAAUUGAAUCUGAAUUUGGGGAUAGGCGUGGAACAAUAAAGUAUCAGUCUAAGAAGGAAAAAUAUGUAAUAUUUGCAUGGUAGAUAAUCAAAAACUCUGUAUGCAUCUAGCCAAAUGGCUAAAAUGUUUUUUGAAGGAAUUGUUCAUAUCUGCCACAGCAUAUUAUUUUGGGACUCUAAUUCAAAGAUAGGGAGUCGUCUCUUGGAGUUAGUUGGACAGGGAAUGCUGUCUUGGAGUUAGUGAGACAGGGAAUGCUGUCUUGGAGUUAGUGAGACAGGGAGUCCUCUCUUGGAGUUGGUCGCACAGGGAGUCCACUCUUGGAGUUGGUCGGACAUCAGACUCCCAGUGAUCUUAACCUUGGCUGUGUUUGUGUGAUAUGUUACUCGUUGGUUAUGGAAGGUCCCAUGAAUUUCCUGCUUCAGCCUUUAUAGCAGUACCAGAAUGAGCAGUAUUGCAGUCUUUCCAUAAAAUGUGUUUAUUUACAGCUACAAAUUGCUUUUUGCUUAUGUCCACAGGAAGAGUCACGAUGCUGGGGUCUGGGUUUAAAGCGGAUCGACUAAAGAUCAAUCUAAGACUGGCCAUGAACCGGCUGAAGCUGCUUGAGAAGAAGAAAAGUGAGCACAUUCUAGAUCAUGGCUAAGUCUAAUUAUAUAAUUUAUCUAAAGAGUGCUGUGUCUCUGUGGUUUGUGAACCCAUUUCAAAUGUUGUGUGUUUGUGUGUGCCCCUAGCUGAGAUCGCACAAAAAGCCAGGAAGGAGAUUGCAGAUUACUUGUCCUCUAAGAAGUUUGAUCGAGCACGGAUCCGUGUAGAGCACAUUAUUCAAGAAGAUAACCUUGUGGAGGCCAUGGAGAUUCUAGAGAUGUUCUGUGACCUGCUCCUUGCCCGAUUUGGUCUAAUUCAGUGUAUGAAGUAAGUGCCCAGAAUGGCCCAUUCAACACCCAAUAGAAAUACAGUGAUGGUAGUGGGUGUAAAGCUAGUUUAUUUUAAGAAAGGGACCACAAACAGCUUGCUUCAUACUUUCGCCCAAAAGCAGUAUGAUUCAGAAUGUUUAGUUCCAUAGAAUCGCGGAUAAGUGCAGCUGGGGAACCGACUGGGAACGGCAAGGUUUUCAUGCCGAAAAUAGUUCCAGGGCAUUCGCAGCUAAAUCCCCCUGAAGUCUAUUUGCGGUUUUGCUCCAUGUGAACAAGAUGGCCGCCACCACGUGAUCAAAUGGCACUUCGAAAGUUCGAUUUGUUCCUGCUAGAAGUCCAAGAGGCACAACCAGAGUCUUUAACCCAAAAUUCAUUACAGGGGCCAUAGUCACAGGGCAAGAGGCUGGCAAGUAUGAACCUCCAAGAACCCAUGACAAGGUCCAGUUUGUCACAGAAUCUAAAAUGAGUAUUUAAAAUUAUUAUUUAUAAAGAGCCAAUCAAAAAUGGAAAUGACAUGUACUGUCAAUACAUUAUUUAAAAGAUAAAAUAUACCUGGGAGGCAGCUUCAUAAGAAAGUGGCUCAACCUAUUAGGAGCCUCUCCUUUUAUGAAGAUGAGAUGUGAACUUAAUCCUACACUCUUGUCCAGCAGUGGAUUAAAAGAUAUGUAGUUCAGCUCAUGUUAGCAGUUCAUGAUUUAGAUUUGAUGAGUGGGCAUGUUGAACAUGUUGAUAGUAGCUAAACUGAGGCUCCUACUAGCCUUUGGACACAGUUUUGCGAAUGGAGCUGUACAGUGAACUCUCACAGAGUGGGUGGACAUGUGUGCAGCUGAUACUUUGAAUCUCUCACUGAAUAUGUAUGGAGAGAUGGAGUGUACACCUCAAACAAGUACUGGGAACAGGAUAAAAUAUAGCUUCAUCCUUUGACGUCUAAGGCCAUUUGGGCAGGCUUCUACCUGUGUGAGUUCUGCAAAUUGCAAUUAUGUUUAAAGAGUCAGGGUUGAAGGUUUCUAUUGUACCAAAGCCUGUGCAAGGAGUGUAAAUUAUGGUCUUGAAAUGUCCAUUUACAUCUGCACAGCAUAUUUGUAAUUAAGUAUAUAUUCAUCUGUUGUAUAUUAUGAUUAAUUUACAGCCACCUUCUGAAAGGGCAUAGAUGGGUUUUUCAUGCAUUUGAUCCUCACCUUUGCAAGCCCUCCCCUUCCAACCCCGCCCAGACUUUCUGUGUUUGUCCAAUCACAGACUCCCAAUGCAGCUCAGUGAGAAGUCUUUGCAAGGCAGGUGCUCUGGGCAAUCGCUGCCUCGAGUUUAGUUCCACUGAUAUAAAAGGACCAGUUGUCUGACAAUUUCUUCAGAAAUUUGGACAUUUUGUAAAGUGAAAAAAAGAGGAUACACUCUUCACACAUAAAGUAUUUCAGCGAGCUCAAGUGCUUCAGCUGUUUGGAGCAUUUACUUAAUAUGCAUUAAUAGAAUACUAAUGGCCUGUGUUUCUUCUGUGAUGAUGUGAUUUUAUUGGCCAGGAGUUUUGAUAUAAUGAGUUUUAUCUGUACAGACAAGUGGACCCUGGCCUGUCAGAAGCUAUCUCCUCUCUGAUCUGGGCCGCCCCACGUCUCAUGGAAGUAACUGAGCUAAAGACGGUGAGUAAAGGAGACACCUGUAAGCUACCUGUAAGCUACCUGUAAGCUUUGCAUUGGGUAUGAGUGUGUGCACGGCUGGACUCUAAGGGUCUGGGUCGUCAGUAUACUUAUUCUGUGUAUGUAUAGGUUUUUCAUUAUUAAUCCUUCAACUGUUGGUAAGCUUCAAAUGACAUCAUGCAUCAGUAAAUGUGGGACUACAGCUCACAUCAUGCAUCAGUAAAUGUAGGACUACAGCUCACAUCAUGCAUCAGUAAAUGUGGGACUACAGCUCACAUCAUGCAUCAGUAAAUGUGGGACUACAGCUCACAUCAUGCAUCAGUAAAUGUGGGACUACAGCUCUCAUCAUGCAUCAGUAAAUGUAAGACUACAGGUCACAUCAUGCAUCAGUAAAUGUGGGACUAUAGCUCUCAUCAUGCAUCAGUAAAUGUGGGACUACAGCUCACAUCAUGCAUCAGUAAAUGUGAGACUACAGGUCAUAUCAUGCAUCAGUAAAUGUGGGACUAUAGCUCUCAUCAUGCAUCAGUAAAUGUGGGACUACAGCUCUCAUCAUGCAUCAGUAAAUGUGGGACUACAGCUCACAUCAUGCAUCAGUAAAUGUGAGACUACAGGUCACAUCAUGCAUCAGUAAAUGUGGGACUAUAGCUCUCAUCAUGCAUCAGUAAAUGUGGGACUACAGCUCACGUCAUGCAUCAGUAAAUGUGGGACGACACUAUAUUCCGUUUUUUUUUUCUCCUUCUUUAGGCCAGACCUAUACCUUGUGAAGAGGGUCACAGUCAGACAUACAGUUUGUGACAAGGAUCUGAUGAAAUGUGACAAUGUUAAUAUUUUUGCAGGUGGCAAGUCAGCUGUCUAACAAAUACAGCAAAGAAUAUGGCAGUCUGUGCAGAACAAAUGAAAUUAAAACCGUCAGUGAGCGAGUGAGUAUACACUCCAAUAUUCAUUCACUGUUUGAUAUCAUGCUUAGAGGACCAUUUAAUAAUUAUUGCUUGGAAUAAGACACAAAAUCCAAGAUUUGUUUUUAGCAGUUUCUGUGUAAUAUUUGUAGCACAGUUUGCUCUUUCAUUGACACUAAUGAGCAGGGAUAUCAAAACCUUAAACGAAAUAUCUGUACUUAAAGGGGGUGCAGGUUAGACAAUAUGCAAUAUAUCUUGGGGCUAUAUAAAACAAAUAUUUAAAGACAUAUAGUGCUUUUGUUAUGUUUGAAUAAAACAAAAUGAAGAUUAUCACACAUUCUCCAGAACAUUUUCAUUAAGGUUAUCACACUCACAUUCAGCAGAACAUUUUCAUUAAGAUUAUUGCACUCACAGAACAUUUUCAUUAAGGUUAUUGCACUCACAUUCUGCAGAACAUUUUCAUUAAGGUUAUCACACUCACAUUCAGCAGAACAUUUUCAUUAAGAUUAUUGCACUCACAGAACAUUUUCAUUAAAGUUAUUGCACUCACAUUCUGCAGAACAUUUUCAUUAAGGUUAUCACACUCACAUUCAGCAGAACAUUUUCAUUAAGGUUAUUGCACUCACAUUCAGCAGAACAUUUUCAUUAAGGUUAUUGCACUCACAUUCAGCAGAACAUUUUCAUUAAGGUUAUCGCACUCACAUUCUGCAGAACAUUUUCAUUAAGGUUAUGACAUUCACAUUCAGCAGAACAUUUUCAUUAAGGUUAUCACACUCACAUUCUGCAGAACAUUUUCAUUAAGGUUAUCACACUCACAUUCUGCAGAACAUUUUCAUUAAUAUUAUUGCACUCACAUUCUGCAGAACAUUUUCAUUAAAGUUAUUGCACUCACAUUCUGCAGAACAUUUUCAUUAAUAUUAUUGCACUCACAUUCUGCAGAACAUUUUCAUUAAAGUUAUUGCACUCACAUUCUGCAGAACAUUUUCAUUAAUAUUAUUGCACUCACAUUCUGCAGAACAUUUUCAUUAAAGUUAUUGCACUCACAUUCUGCAGAACAUUUUCAUUAAUAUUAUUGCACUCACAUUCUGCAGAACAUUUUCAUUAAAGUUAUUGCACUCACAUUCUGCAGAACAUUUUCAUUAAGGUUAUCACACACAUUCAGCAGAACAUUUUCAUUCAGGUUAUCGCACUCACAUUCAGCAGAACAUUUUCAUUCAGGUUAUCACACUCACAUUCAGCAGAACAUUUUCAUUAAGGUUAUCACACUCACAUUCUGCAGAACAUUUUCAUUAAGGUUAUCACACUCACAUUCAGCAGAACAUUUUCAUUAAGGUUAUCACACUCACAUUCAGCAGAACAUUUUCAUUCAGGUUAUCGCACUCACAUUCUGCACAACAUUUCUUUGGCAUAUAAAAUAGAUUGUUCUAGGUGGUUUCCCACCAUCGAGUUAGGGUGGUCCUAUUAGGUGAUUUUCUGGCUCAGUUGUUCAGAACUAAACCUAAGAACUAAAUUGUAUGUUAUAUAUUUAGAUAAAUUAAUAUAGGACCAUUUACACUCCAUUCACUUACUUGAAAGCACAUUGAGCUGAAUGGUCAGUUUUGAAAUGGGUUUUAUUGCUGCAGCAAGAUUUAUUUGAAAAUAGCUCAAUCAAAGGGAAAUUGAUUGGCAGCAGAAUUAUCCUACUCUGCUGUAAGAAAAACAAAGACACGGCCACGGUAAAGCUAGGGUCAGGGUGAGGGAUUUAGAGUUGGGUGUAACAUAAUAAGGAUAAGUAGUAGUAAGGCGUUUAAGUAGCUUUAGAAUGACUGUUAGUGUUAGAAGUGAUAGGAAUUUGGUUGCAAAUAGCUAAAAUGCCAAACAUGCACAGAUUUGGCUGGUUUUAACAGAUCUGCAAAUGGCAGCUGCAUGGUAUUGUGAAUCUGUUAAAAUAAUCAAAAUGUUCUAUUUGAAUUGUCAAAUUGGUUAAAUUUGGGCUUAGUGAAUAGACAUGCAUAGUUUGCGUUCUUUACCUCCUUUUGCUUUGUUCUAACUGCUGUCAGGUCCCUAGGUUGGUUGUUAUUUGGACCCCGGCUGUUCGGGUCCUUGCACAGUGAUAUGGUUCUCAUUCUUAAAACCUGCUUUCUUCCCGCAGCUGAUGAAGAAGCUGAAUACAGCAGCUCCGCCAAGGAUAUUAGUGGAGAAGUAUCUGAUUGAGAUUGCUAAACAGUACAACGUGCAGUUUGAGCCUGAUCUUACUGCUUUGGUGAGUGACAGCGGACAUUAAACGACCUGAAUCUGAGACAAACUCAUCAUUUCUGUUGGGAUGUUCUAUAUUAACAGUGGUCAGAAGGUAGACCCCCAUUUAUUUAAUGGAAAUGUUCUGCCCAGACCUGCUGUAUCCGACUAUGCCGUUCCUGCUCCCACUUGCUGUGCCAUUUUGGAUAUUUCUGUUCACUGAGCACCAGUUCCAGAACUCUUGUUUAUUUUGUUUCCCCUUUUAGCUGCUCCCUAUGAGCAAUCUAAUCACUCCCACAAUGACUCUCUCACCCCAGACUUCAAGCCCUCUACUUGAUAUUAACAACGCAGUAAAACUGUGGGUUAACAUCAAAAACAGAGUUUUGUUUUAUUCUAUUUUUCUGUGUAUUGCGAUCAUCUAAACCUCUCAGCCAGUGAGAUAAGCCCUGCAUUGCUUUCCUGACUCCCCUGAGAUGAUAGUGGUGCCAGGAAGCAGUGUGAUGUGGACUGUAAUAUAAUGGUUUGACUUCUUACAAUGGAGAGGCUCCAGGGAACUCCCUGGGCUAUAACGUCUACAGUGUGCUGUAGUGGUUAUGGUGCCUGAAAUGUUCCUUAAAAUAUAUUAAACAAGAUUAAUUUGUGAUUCAUCAUUACAGCACACAAAUAGAGUAAUCAUUUACCUCUGGACAAUACAUAGUGGGAAAUAAAAUAGGAGAAGCUUAAUCAGAGUAUGUACAGUUUGAUAAGAGGGUACAAUACCAACAGACACUGACAGACGUCAACAUAUCGGGCUAUGUAUAAAUAACUCUCAUCAACCCUUAUGAAUUCAGGUAAUUGUAUCAGUUGAAUGGACCGAUGCUGUUUCUAUGAAAUGCCAAGCAGUUUCUGUGGGUUCUUUAUAAUUCUUUAUAAACGUUUCAGUUUUCAAGGUUGAGAGAGGAAAUACAUCAUAGAACACUGCAGCCGUAGCUCCUGGUUUUAACAUGUGGAUCAGUAUCUCCAGGGUUUAUUCACUCUCAGUGAGACGGUUUUGUAUGUGUUUUCAAAGCAGUGGUGCAAGUUAAAUUAGCCAAACCCAUGUUUCCACCUUUUUACUUUUGGCAGUUUGUAAAUUCACACUCCUAUUAAAGAUUUAAGAGAAGAGUUUCUCAUUACCUUGACAUGUGAUACCAUCUAGCUGCGCUGGGUCCAUCUUCCUUCAUCCCAGGAGCCUUUGCCGUUCCAGGCAUGUAGAGACUAUUUAUGGCAUCUGAUGAUACAGGUACCAGUGACCCUGAUCAAUGUCUUGCUAGAGUCGCAGAUCGGUGGAAAUAUUCAGUAAUUAAUUUAGGAUUUUAUGCGGAAUUUGUAAGAAAUUGGCAAGGGAUAUGCAAAACUCGGUGCAAAAACUGCACCUUCAGUUAAAACCAAUAAUCCAGUUUUCUGUCCAAUCCGUCCAAAACAGCAGAAUUGAAAAACUUCUUCCCUCGUCAAUUCUUCAGAUUCCUCAGUAACUGCAUAAACAUGAUUGUCUUGCUGAUUGUCAUGUGCAUGCAUCUAGCUUCUGCAACAUAAAGAUAAUUUAUUAUAUUGCUUUAGACUUGGUAGAGAGAUAGAAAAUAAAAAGAAGCUACUGGAAAGAAAAAACUAAUCUCAACUUUUUUAAUAUAAUUUUUUUACAGGCUGAGGUUCCCCCUGAAGAUAACCAUGAUAAAAAGACAGGAGGACCUGGCAAUGGUGGCUUUGGAUGUCCAUAUCCCCAAAACUCAGUGAGUCUGUCAAAUGUAUAUCAAUCGCUCCUUUUCAAACCAUGGGAGAAGGGCUCAGGACAGAAGAGAAGACCUAUGUUAAAUAGAUCAUGUCCGAAGGAGAGACGGGCCACAGAGGGACAGGUUUUGGCUAAAUAGAUCUUUGAUUUUUUAUUUUUUUAAUGCAAUUGUUUGCUUUUUCUCUAGGAACUGGAUGAUCCUGUAGGAGUAUAUGAACCGUGUGCCUUUCUGCAGCCACCUCCAAGACCUCACAUAUCACCGUCUAUUCCAGACAUCCCUCCAGCUUAUGAUAUGGUAAGUUAGUUUAUCCAAGCCUGCUGGAGUAUUUGGAUAGACACACACAGAUAUUCAGACUUCUUUGUCCCAGCUGUGUUCACAUUAUUGUUGCCACCUUCUUUCCUUUCAGGCUAACCCUCCUCCUGGCUUAGUUGGGGAACCCAGGUUAUAUCCCAAACCGGAUUAUGGUGAGUACUAGGUCAGUGUGAAAUGCAUUUAAGAAAAAUUUCCAAAAACAGAACGUUUCACAGUAUCCGUGGAAAAAAAUAUAGAAAACCUCGAGCGAAUGCAUUAUUUAUAAACCACUUUACUUUAGUUUGUAAAGAACAAUAAAGUAUGUUUGUUGCAUUCAUGUGUUUAAAAUUGACUUUUAAUCAUACAUUCAUUCUCACACUGAAAACUUUGGUAUAUCAAUAUUCAGUGUAGGGGACUGCACACAACUAAAUAUUGCAUGUAGACAAUAAUCGUAUUAUGGUUCCACUGCUCCAAACCCUGAAGGGUCGCUAUGAAGAACAAAACAUUAUUUAGAUGAUUAACUUUUUUUUUGUAAAUUUGCACUCAGGGAUAUCACAACUUCAGGGCAUUUUAUGCAAAUUCCUGUAUUUUACUUAAGUGUUCCUGGUACAGUACAAUUGCGUCAAUAUGCACAAUUUAAUCACUUUAGCAGGAUCCUUAUUGUUGGUUCUCCAUCAACUGCAACAGGGCUCUGCUUGUUAGCCCAAUUCGUGCAGAUUUGGGAAGAUGGGAGGCCGAAACCUGGCAAAUAUACAAAAACCAGCAAACCGUACUAACUAAAGCAGGAAGUAAAAAAUGCAACCUCUGUACCUUUUUAUGUGGCAGUCUGUGCCUUUAUAUAUGGCAGUUGUCCGAAUGUAGUUUUACUAGUCUGUUUUAAUGAAAAAAUUACAAAAACAAUUUGGUAUAUAGAAAAAAAGAGCGUGAGUAACAGCUGCUUUUAUAAUAAUAACAAAGUGUUUAACCAGGAAAGGUACAUUCAGAUUGCUCUGGUUUCCAAGUACGUCCUGGGGAUGUUACCUUUGCCCAACAUCCAGGGGUUGUAUAGACAGGUGCCCGCAAGUAAGAAUUAUAAGAAGGCACAGCCUUUCUACAGUAUAUGUAAAUUAAAGGUCUUGCGGAUAGUAAUAUGGAAUUAUGCUUAACGGUUUUAAAAUAAAUUAAUGCUGAGUCUAUUUCAAUGAUCUCAAAUAUACGGGAACUAUCAUAUUGCUCCAUCAGUCAUUAACCAUGAUGCUCAGAGUAAAGGAUGAGUAGACAUUACUGACAGAAAUGGGUCAGAGUGCUUUCUGAUCUGCUUGGUAGCUCAGGGCCUCUCACCAGUUCCAAGUCCAGCUAUUCUACAUGAGAUUAGUAUGUAAGGAUUGAAAUGUAAUUACAGCCCAACAAUGCAACCACAAUAUUAAAUAUGACUGAAUGUAGAGAGGACUAUAUGAAGUUACAGAAAACGAUUAGUUAUGUCAUGCACACACUUAUAGUGUCACAUCAUGGAUGGCCACUGAGAUAAUGGGACCUAUGUUGGUGAUUAGGGUUAGCCAAUGUUUAACACUUCAGGCCAAGCAGAAUUAUGUGCAUGACGUUUAACACAGCUGGAAAGGUGCAGUUGCUUUGUGGAGAGAACAUGGUCCGAUUUGGUCCUGGAAGCAGAAGUACUAACCACUGACCAAUAUCUUGUACACUACCUUAUUGGUAGAGUAAUGUGCCAAGCAAAGGCUGGAAGGACUGGGCAGAGCUCGGAAAGAGCUCCAGCUGAUUUGUCUGUAAGCAUGCUUGCACUCUACACUUUCACUGACAUAUUGUCAUUUCAGGUGGGGAUUUUAACUCGCAAGAUCAGUGGCAACAAAGGGACGUCAAAGAUAGAUAUAAUCAUAUGCCAUUGCCAAAACUGCCAUCUGCACCAGCUGACCUGCCUGCAACUGAUCCCUCGCCAUACGAAGAUAUUGACUUUGAAGACCUGUCAAAAAGACUGGAUGACCUCAAAAAGAAGACGUGAAAGCUGCCAUUAUUUUGUAUAUUGCCUAAAGCUUUGUAUUGAAUCUCUGCGCCCUCAUUCUGUUUCCAUGUUUCAGUCUCUUGUUAAAGUAUGUAAUAAUGCUACUUUUGAUCACGUAAUAAAUAAUAUGCCAUAAAAUAGGCAGUUAAAGAGAAAAAGCUUAUUAAUAUGUUAAGAGGAAAUGUUUAAUACAGCUCCGACGGGAGUAGUGCUUGUCAUUAUGCUUUUUAGAACCUUUGGUUGUUAAAUUACAAUUCCCAUGAUCCUUAGUCAGCAUUGCACCAGCCAUAUACUGACUGAGCACUGUUGAAACGUUUCAACAUCAGUUGAAGCACUAUAUAAAGGAUGGUCUAAAGCAAUUGCUGCAAGAUAGUGUCAGUAGCAGAAAAUUAUCAAAUUAGAAUAAAAGUUUGUCAGCGUUUAAGAAAGGGCACAAUUUGAGAACAAAAAAAAACAACGCAGUUUGCAUUUGUUUCACAUACUUGAAGAACUUUAGUUGAAAAAAGUUACAUUUAAAAUGAGGUUUAUGGUUAAUUGUUCCCCUACAGUGUGAGCUGCUGGGUUCCGAGUACUCUACACACAGCAGUUGGUCAGUCUGUCAGGAUCACAGGCAGCAGCCUAAUAGACACUGCUUGGAGGAGGGCACUCUCGAUCAAUGACUAUAUAGAGGCUCUUGGGGGUGAUCUAAAUGGCAAUAUCUUUUACACUAAAGGUCUAUGGACAUUAGACCUUUCCAAAGAUUAUAUACUAUGACACAUCCAAGGUUAUUUUAUUCAGGAUAGUUCACCUUUGUAGCGGUGAGGUAGUGGUAGCAGGGCUUCUUCUCUGCUGGUUACUUCAACAGUGCUCAGGAACAAACAGAUUCAAGAAGGCAGGCAUAAGCAUAAGAUAAUCCACAAAUAUCCCAUCAGCCUUCCCAAUAACUGGACGACAGUAUUAGGAGCAGAACUGAACUUUAAAUGACCAGGCUGGCCUUUUAUGCAGGUUUUGUCCAAAAGGUUACCACGGGUGGACCGUGUUGGGCACAGGUUAAAAACUGAAAACAACCAAUACGCACAGAGUCAGGUAAUAAGUCACUCCCAUACAGUUCACACAAUCCCUCCCCUCUGCUUAGGAGAUAAUUGAGUUAAUUAGUGUAUCAACCCAAUUAUCUCCAAACAGAAAAAUCACAGUUUUUAUACAUUUCUAGAAGUACCCCAAAAACAUAUCAUACUCCCACAAUUCAUACAUCCCCUGGUAGCACUGAUCUUGGGGAGCAACAUACUGAAAAAUCACCCAGAUCGGUUCAGGGGUUCAACAGUUUUAUGGAGGUCUUAGUUUUACUGACUGCACACGAGGUGUAAGCUGAAAAUGGUUCCAUGUGCUUGGGCUGUGCGGUCGGACUCUGUUCGAGCGUCUGAAAUACAUGAAAGUGCAUAGAAACAUGGUUCGUGCCUUGGUUUGUUCAACUCAUCUCGUUCAUGUGAUUCCUUUCACCGAAUGCCGUUCUGUUUCCCUGAGUUUACACGAACACGUGGCGGCGGCCAUCUUAGAAUACGAAUUACACCAGCGGUGUUUGGUCGUCGAGUGUCUGGAACCCAAAUUGGACAUUCAAACUUACACAAGGAUGGAAGUCUCUGCGGUGUUCGUGCCGUUGAGUGUCCAAUUUGGGUUCCAGACCAGGGCCGGAUUAACAUAGGGGCUGAUGGAGCUGCAGCUCCAGGCCCAGGCCCAUGGAAUAGGCCCAUUGAUUUAAAAAAAAAAAUUUAAAAUUUUUUUGAAAACACUACUCUUAGAGUUGCCAGGUAUUUCUCAUAUAUUUCUUAGGGUUGCCAGGUAUUUCUCAGAAGUAUUUCUCAGGUAUUUGAGGCUGCCUAGCCGGUGCCGGUAUUGCAGUAAUACCGGCAAUACAAAAGUCUGUCUCAGUAUAAACAGAGAUUGUUCUGCAAUACCAACGCCGGCCAGUAGGCGUUGCUGUUUGUGUGGAGAGAGGCAGUGAUAAGUUACAGCAUCUCCCUCCCUGCCUCUCUCUAUUCACUGAGAGUCCAGACAGCAGCUCCGAGAUAUGAGGAAACUGAGACAUUGGGACACUGGGGAACAUGGGGAUCCUGAGACACUAGGGACACAGUGGCCCAAUGUCUCCCAGUGGCCCCUAGUCUGUGUCCCCAUGUCUCCCAGCCACUGUCCCUAGUGUUUUAGUGGCCCCAUGUCUCCAGUGUCCCCUAUAUUCAAGGAUAUAAUCUUUCAAUGUAGGGUAAUAACUGCUUGAUCCAAGGAUAAAUCUGACUGCCAUUCUGGGGUCAAGAAGGAUUUUUUUUCCUAGCUUGUUGCAAAAUUGUGCUUUAAACUGUUUUUUUUUUUGCCUUCUUUUGGAUCAACAGCAAAAAACAAAUGUGAAGAAGGCUGAACUUGAUGGACGCAAGUCUCUUUUCAGCUAUGUAACUAUGUAACUAUGUCUCUAAGUGUCCCCUAGUGUCUUAGUGACAUGGGGACACAGACUCUAAGGGACACUGGGAGACAUGGAGACACUGGGGCACACAGGGAGACAUGGGGACACUGGGAGACUUUGAGACCUAGGAAACAUGGGGCACUCCCAGUGUCCCCAUGUCUCCCAGCCAGUGUCCAUAGUAUCUCAGUAUCCCCAUGUGUCCCUGGUGUCUCUCAGUGUCUGUAGUGUGCCAGUGUCCCUAGUGUCUCAGUGUUUCCUAGUCUCCCAAAGUCCCCUAGUCUCCCAAUGUCUCCCAGUGUCCCCAUGUCUCCAAGUGUCUCAGUGUCCCCUAGUAUAAAAGAAAAAAUCUCAGGCACUCACAGUGAUAGAUUUAGGUAGGUUUAUUGGACACUGCAACAUUUCGACCUGUACCCAGGUCUUUAUCAAGUCUCAAAUAUCCCCUAUGUAUCAGUGUCCCCUAUGUAUCAGAGUGUCUCAGUGCCCCAUGUCUCUCAGUGCCCCAUGUCUCUCUGCCCGUAGUGUCUCAGUGUCUCCUAGUAUAAAAGAAAAAAAUUUCAGGCACUCACUGUGAUAGAAUAACGAAUUAUUUAUUUUUAGUUUACAUAAAUUUUACAUUAAAUAACCCUCGUUUUUACAUGACAUUUACACUAAUACCAUUAUAUGUCUCAAUAUAUUAAUGCUGUAUAUUAUUUUCUAUCUUUUGUUUAUGUAUUCUCUAUUUAUAUUUUGUACCGCCCUGAUUGGUGAUUGUUUUUUGGCGCCAAUUUUGAAUGUAUGUAUAAGCUAUAUAUACUCCUUAUGUGCCAGGUACUAAUACUAUUCCAAUUUGAUAAAGCCUCUACGGCGAAACGCG
Molecule: messenger RNA, 16955 nt
Organism: Pelobates cultripes (western spadefoot toad)
Lineage: Eukaryota; Metazoa; Chordata; Amphibia; Anura; Pelobatidae
Source: the annotation of a GenBank genome assembly